UGGCCAACUUGCAGCCAUUCUGGAGUCGGAGAGCGAGGCCUCGGAGGAGGAAGAAGCGGUGAUGCAUGAGGCUCUUCUCCAGGAGCGGGAUGAAGCCAAAGAGAAGCUCUCUGAGUUUGAGCAAGCCUCCCAGAAGCUGCUGGCGGAGCUCUCUGCGCUGGAGGCGGAGUACGAAAUCGAGAAAUCGUGCCGCAAACAAGCCGAGGUCUACGCCGCCCAGGUCAACAGGGAGAACAAGAAGCUGAAGCGAAUCAGCGUGGCCCUGAUGCCCAUGCUGAACCAGAUGCCUGAGGACAUGUUGAGUCUGGCCUGCGAAGUUGACUCCCCCUCCGACCCAAGCCGAGACCCAGCCCAUCCGUAUGUGCAGCAGAUCCACGGUGAGUGGGGCGUGGCCACCCCCGGUGCCUGUAGCGGCUGUGCCAGGCUGUGGCAAAGCGGGGAUUGGCCUCACUUGGCUGGCUUUGUUUUGUUGCAUGUGAUCUCUACGGCCCUGUGGUGAUCCGGGGUGCGUGCCUCAGUUUCCCUGGGCACUGCACCACUC
This is a messenger RNA of Pelodiscus sinensis (Chinese soft-shelled turtle), 541 nucleotides long. NCBI's taxonomy places the organism in Eukaryota, Metazoa, Chordata, Testudines, Trionychidae. The record is from RefSeq and is a predicted model, not a curated record.